GACGCACUUCCGGUUUGUCCAAGGUCCUUUUCCUGCGAAGAAAUACGUUCAACUCACGUGAGCAAUUACGCCUCAUUCAGUCACCACAGCCUCGUUCAAAACGUCUUUUAAGCGUCCCCGAGUGUGUUACAAGACUUAAGUUUUCUUUUCUUAUCCUGCUCAGUUCGUUUGUCGUCUCGUUAGUUUCACUUUUCCUCGGCCUACUUAGCUUCGCAGUUAGCCACCUUUCAGUCAUUAAAUCAUGGAUCAAAGUGGAGUCACCGCUCACAAGCCAAAGAGCCCGUGGGGCACUACGGCAACAGUGCCGCCAGCCAUGUCGACGUGCUCGCUGGCGGAUGUGAUGAGCGAGCAGCUAGCCAGACAGCUGGAAGAAGAAAAUCACAACUUUAGCAGCCUCGCUGACCCGUCGGUUUUGUUGCUGGGCGACGACGCCGCGGACACAACCAGCGACUUGAUGCUGGCUCAGAUGCUUCAGAUGCAGUACGACCGAGAGUUUGAUGAUCAACUGCGUCGCGAGGAGAAGAAGUUCAACGGCGACAGUAAAGUGUCCAUCUCCUUUGAGAACUACCGCAAGGUUCAUCCCUAUGAGGACAGCGACAGCUCUGAGGACGAGGUGGACUGGCAGGACACCAGGCACGACCCCUACAGGGCAGCCAAGCCUCAGACCACACCCAGAAGAGGUUUCGUUGGCAAAGGCAAAAACAUCACAACCAAACACGACGCGGUGACAUGUGGCAGGAAGAACACAGCACGCAUGGACAACUUUGCUCCCGAGGUGCAAGUGGGCGACGGUCUGGGCAUGGACCUGAAAUUGUCCAAUCAGGUGUUCAACUCUCUGAAGCAGCACUGCGCCAGCGAGCAGCGCCGAAGCGCCAAACUCCACGAGAAGAAAGAGCACUCCACGGCCGAGCAAGCGGUGGACCCCCGCACUCGUCUGCUCAUGUACAAGAUGGUCAACGCAGGCGUGCUGGAGAGCAUCAACGGCUGCAUCAGCACCGGGAAGGAGUCUGUCGUCUUCCACGCCAAUGGGGGAAGUUUGGAUGAGCAGCCAGUUCCAGACGAGGUGGUCCUCAAGGUGUUCAAGACCACCCUGAACGAGUUCAAGAACAGGGACCGCUACAUCAAAGACGACUAUCGCUUCAUCGACCGCUUCACCAAGCUCAACCCUCGCAAGAUCAUUCGCCUGUGGGCCGAGAAGGAGAUGCACAACCUCAGCAGGAUGAAGAAGGCGUCGAUUCCGUGUCCCGACGUGGUGUUGUUGAGGAAACACAUCUUGGUGAUGUCGUUCAUUGGACAAGAUCACGUCCCCGCGCCCAAACUCAAGGACGUCGUGUUGAGCUCCGACGACAUGAAGAACGCCUUCUGCCAAGUCUUAAACUUGAUGCAGACGCUGUAUCAAGAGUGUCAUCUGGUCCAUGCUGACCUCAGCGAAUACAACAUGCUGUGGCAUCAAGGAAAGGUGUGGUUGAUCGACGUCAGUCAGUCGGUCGAGCCGACACAUCCUCACGGCCUGGAGUUCCUCUUCCGAGACUGCCGGAACGUUUCCACGUUCUUCCAGAAACGAGGAGUGAGCGAGGCGCUGAGCAUCUUUGAGCUCUUCAACGCUGUGUCGGGACUCGACAUUCCCAUUGGGACGGAAAAUGAGGCGGAGUUUGUUGCCGAGAUUGUGGCUCUGGAGAAGAGGAACGAGGACCACGUGCAGCGGCGAGGAAAGAAAACGUUUGCCGUGGCGUCCGAAGACGACAGCGGCGAGGAGCAGGCCGACCCCCCUUUCAAGGCGGACGCUGACGACUAGCUCAGCGUCCGCUCGCACUCACCUUCUCUCUCCGGCAUGAUGAUGACGCCGGCGUGACGGGCCACUGACCGCCCCCACAGCACCUCCCGCCUGAUGCUGCGUGCUUUGAAGCCCCCCCCGAGUUGUGGUGUGCAUUUGGGCGGAUGCUGUGUGCGCUUUGUGUGUUUGUGAAGCUGAUGAUGGAAAAAGUGUGUAGGGAAAGAAGUAUAUGCACUCACACAUUGAGUGCUCUUCUUUCACAUCAGGCCCAUCUUUGGUUAUCGCUUUGACUGGCAGACGCAACUUCCUGCCUUGUCCUUCAAAAUGAAAAUUGAAAGAGGAACACAGAAAUAAAUGCAGAGAGAAUCCAGA
Molecule: messenger RNA, 2146 nt
Organism: Hippocampus comes (tiger tail seahorse)
Lineage: Eukaryota; Metazoa; Chordata; Actinopteri; Syngnathiformes; Syngnathidae
Gene: riok3
Product: RIO kinase 3 (yeast)
Exons: 13
Coding region: 242-1795 (517 amino acids)
Biological process (GO): protein phosphorylation
Molecular function (GO): ATP binding; protein serine/threonine kinase activity
Source: RefSeq, a predicted model, not a curated record